UUUUCUCUUUUUCUUUUUAUUUGAUAAAAUAAGUUGACACUUGCUGUUUGUUAAUCAUGGAACGUUCAGUGACGAUUGAUUUACCUGUUGAACAAGUAGCUAAAGUAGUGAAGCGACAUCUUGUUUAUCAUCCAGCCUCUUCUUCUUCUUCUCUCAUUCCGCCACGUCCUUCUCGCAAACAACGCCAACAACAACGCAAACAGAAACAACAACAACGCAAACAGAGUCUAUUACAGACGAAAUCCCCUACUUAUAACUCACAUCACUUGUUACCGGGAGGAUCCAUAUUGGACGAAAUAUACAAAUGGACUGCUCAAGUGGAAAAUAAACAACAACGUAGAACAAGGACUCAGUCAAUCUCUUUACCUGCUAUUCGUGAACCCACUGUAGAUAUUUCACUUCAAUCACUCAAACAACCCGGAGGUUUCAGACGCCAUUUCGUACUGAGUAAAGCCGCUCAACAAGGCAAAAAGCCCCCUAAUUUCGUUACCAGUAGUUUUGUCGAAUUUUUAUGCCUCUAUGGUCACUUUGGUGGCGAAAAUCUUUCAGAUGCCGAAUCCUCUUCGGAUGAUGACGAUUCUUCGCUCAAUACAAGCGAGGAGGAAGAAAAUAGCGAGGGAGAGGAUGCACCGGAGGGAAGCAUCAUGGCUUAUCGUGGUCCUCCUCUCAAUAAUGCUUCCUAUGUAUCCUAUGGCACCACCAAUGAUCAACCCUUAUUACCUUUACCUACAAGCUCUUCCAAGAGACCGCUUGUACCACUACAAUAUAAACAAUUACAAGUAAGAGAAACACAGCCCUUAUUGUCUAGAUCACGUCCUGGUCAGACUCUGCAAGGAAAGGCAACUCCCGGAAAAGCCAUGUUCCUCUUAUUAAAGUCAUUUGUUACUACCGGCAUCAUGUUCUUACCCAAAGCUUUCUAUAAUGGUGGCAUCAUAUUUUCAAUUUUUGCUAUUACUGCCUGGGCCUUAAUAUCACUCUGGUCCUUCUUACUGUUGGUCCAGACUCGUUUGGCCGUCCCUGCCAGUUUUGGAGAUAUGGGUGGAGUCCUCUAUGGAUCUCGCAUGAGGGUGGCUGUUCUUGUUGCCAUCACUUUGUCACAGAUAGGCUUUGUUUGUGCCUACAUGAUCUUUGUCGCUGAAAAUCUACAAUCGCUUGUCUUGACCUUCUCCAAGUGUCGCGUCUCACUUCCUAUGCAUCUCUUGAUCCUGGCCCAAAGUUUUGCCUUCAUCCCUUUAGCCAUGAUUCGAAAAAUCCAACGUUUGUCUGUAUUUGCCCUGAUUGCGGAUGUGUUUAUUGUUAUUGGAUUGAUCUAUUUGUUCUAUUACGAUAUUAAGGAAUUGGCUACGGUCGGUAUGGUGCACGUCGAAAUGUGGAACCCACACCAUUUCCCAUUGUUUAUUGGUACUGCUGCGUUUACGUUUGAGGGUAUUGGAUUAGUUAUUCCUAUUACUGAGUCAAUGAAGGACCCCAAAAAGUUUCCACGUGUGUUAACUAGAGCGCUUACUGUGAUUACCUGUUUGUUUAUUACAAUGGGUACACUUUCGUAUAUGACAUUUGGUGAGAAUGUGGAGACCAUCAUCUUGUUAAAUCUACCUAGUAAGGAUCCCAUGGUGUCUUCGAUUCAAACGCUUUAUUCUUUAGCGAUCUGUCUGUCGAUCCCGUUGCAAUUGUUCCCGGCUAUUCGUAUUAUGGAAAAUGGCUUGUUUACUACCAAAUCCGGAAAGAACAAUGCAAUUGUCAAGUGGCAGAAAAAUGUGUUCCGCGUAUUUGUUGUUUUUCUCUGUGCAGGGAUUGGCAUCGUUGGAUCCAAGGACAAAUUGGAUAAAUUUGUGUCUUUAGUGGGUGCACUAUUUUGUAUCCCGCUUUGCUUUAUUUUCCCUCCUCUCUUUCAUCUCAAGGCGCUGGAAUUACCUCCCACAAGACGUCUGGCCAACUAUGCCCUCAUCACUUUUGGUCUUGUCUGUAUGAUUUUUGUCACCUUCUCUACUCUGAGUCAAUGGAACUCGGCAGAGCCUACAGAUCCAGUUAAACAAUGUAUUGUUCAUAGGACUUGAUUUAUACCUUUUUUUACCCCCACCCAUUUCCCCCACCUUUUUUUUCCCCCAUCACGUAUACCACACACAUUUCUUAAUAAAAAAAUAAAAAAAAGAGCCUCCC
Molecule: messenger RNA, 2157 nt
Organism: Mucor mucedo
Lineage: Eukaryota; Fungi; Mucoromycota; Mucoromycetes; Mucorales; Mucoraceae
Product: transmembrane amino acid transporter protein-domain-containing protein
Exons: 4
Coding region: 57-2054 (665 amino acids)
Biological process (GO): amino acid transmembrane transport
Molecular function (GO): amino acid transmembrane transporter activity
Source: RefSeq, a predicted model, not a curated record